Desarmillaria tabescens is the source of this 1885-nucleotide messenger RNA. RefSeq names its product FAD dependent oxidoreductase. The transcript is spliced from 4 exons. NCBI's taxonomy places the organism in Eukaryota, Fungi, Basidiomycota, Agaricomycetes, Agaricales, Physalacriaceae. The coding region runs from base 100 to 1551 and encodes 483 amino acids. Gene Ontology annotation, molecular function: sarcosine oxidase activity; flavin adenine dinucleotide binding. The record is from RefSeq and is a predicted model, not a curated record.
UCAUCCGAAGGUCCGUGCCGCUUUGCCUACAACCAGUUCCUCGAGAGAUAACUUGUCUUUCAAAAAUGGGUGUUGAAAUGAUACCUGCCUCAAAUUCCCAUGGCUGCGCUGCAAGACAAGAAAGUCAUCAUCAUUGGGGGCGCCGUUGCCGGACUCAGCACUAGUCUUCACCUCGCUCGCUCUGGAGUCGAUGUUACCGUGCUUGACUACCAGCCUUACGAAGCGAACGGGUGCGCGCCAUCCAAAGGGUGCGAUGCUCCGUCGGCAGAUGUGAACAAAGUCUUUCGUUGCUGGUAUGGCAACCAAACGGAAUACCAGCAUCUCGCGUUCGCGGCAAGGGAAGAAUGGUUCCAGUGGAACAAGGAUCUCGCAGCGACACCUGCUGAAGACCUCCCACCCUCGCUGACCCCAAACACGCAAUUGCUGUAUCUGUCUGGCGUCCUUCGUCUUCCUUCAACGGAGUCUUCACCUAGUAUCAGCAAGUUCGAUCAGGAUAGCCUGGCAACACUUACACCUGAGCAAAGGAGUCACGCAUAUAUUUUAUCAGAGGGCGGUGAUCUCGGAGGAGAAGGCAGGAGAGUGCGCGCAGUCAACUGGAAUGGGGAUGGCUUGCUAGAUUUGAACGGCGGUUUCACUAGAGCUGAUAAAGCUUGUGCGUAUGCAAAAUACCUUGCUGGUAAAGCAGGCGUCAAGUUUAUUUUUGGUCCAGAGAAAGGCAAGGUCGUCGAGAUCAUCACGGAGGACAAGGACGGCGAGAAGAAAGCUACAGGCGUCAAGACGAAGGAUGGCGUCGUUCACACCGGCGAUCUUAUCAUUGUUGCAGCAGGAGGCUGGACGCCGUCACUCCUCCCAGCAACCGUCGAUCGUCUCGAGACCACCGCUGGGUCCGUUAUGCUCUAUCAGUUCCCUCCCAAAGAACAGGACCCCGAACUUUGGUCCAAGUACUCCCCCGAGAACUUCCUCGUCUGGGCAUGGGGACUUAGCGACGCUAGCCCUAUUGGCAACGUUUAUGGCUUUCCGAUUACCGAAGAUGGACUAUUUAAAGUGGGAUAUCGCGGUUUGAAGUAUACCAACUUCGCCGAUCAUCCAUCUGAGCCUGGGCUGCGCAUCUCCGUGCCCAAGACGAAGUAUACUGAAGUCAAAGAGACACGGAUACCACUCGUCGCAGUAGAGCUGAUCAAGGAUACGCUACGCAAGCUGUUUCCUGAUAUCGCCGAAAAGGCGACGGUUGCGAGCACGCGUCUGUGCUGGUACUGCGAUAGCCUCGACAACAACUUCCUGAUCGAUUACGUGCCAGGGUAUGGGAAAAGCUUGUUUGUCGUGAGUGGUGGGAGCGGUCAUAUGUUUAAAUUCCUGCCGAAUCUUGGGGGGAAAGUCAUUGAUGCGCUUUUGGAGAAGGGGACGGAGUAUACGAAGCUAUGGACAUGGCCUCAGUCGGAUAAGGAGAGGAUUCCGUGGAUUGAGAAGACGAAUGGCUUGGAAGAGGGAGAGCUGGGACCACGGGUGUUACGGAAAGUGGUACUCGCGGAGGAGCAAGACUUGGCCAGUUGAUAUCAUUGAAAUUGGUGCUCAAAAUUGUGACAGUACAAGGAAUAUUUAUGUCUGUGCCAAAUCUCUUAAUGCUUCAGUCGAUAAACUUCGCCUGAAGUAGGUUUGUACUCUGCGUUCUAGUAGCAGUCCGCUUCUUAUUUUGGUUCCGAAGUGCCGACCUGAAUAAGAUCAGUCUCAAUUAUUUUUCAGGACUGGGAAGACCACGAGUCUUCAAACAGCAACAGCAUAUGUUUCCUACCACCUACAAGUUUAGAGUUUCAUGAUGAUACAAGUAGACCUGUCAAUCUCUUCUGUUUCCAUGUCCCUAGCUCACUUCUUUUGAAGAAUGUGAUAU